Molecule: messenger RNA, 198 nt
Organism: Anisakis simplex (herring worm)
Lineage: Eukaryota; Metazoa; Nematoda; Chromadorea; Rhabditida; Anisakidae
Source: the annotation of a GenBank genome assembly
AUGACGGCUACAGUUGCUUCUUCGUUGGGAUUCACCUAUAAUAUGCCGUCGAUGCAUCAUGCUGAACCGUUAACUAUGGAAGAGUAUGUUGCGGAUAUACCCGUACAAAUGCUUGAUGUCGAGGAAAUGCUUCUGCAACAACGUGGAUCAAGACCGGUUGGUAGCAGUCUCGAUGAUAUUUCAUUGCCGUGUCGAUAA